This is a messenger RNA of Dipodomys ordii (Ord's kangaroo rat), 741 nucleotides long. It is a transcript of the gene Hdgfl1, whose product is annotated as hepatoma derived growth factor-like 1. Bases 1 to 741 code for a protein of 246 amino acids. NCBI's taxonomy places the organism in Eukaryota, Metazoa, Chordata, Mammalia, Rodentia, Heteromyidae. The transcript has a single exon. Gene Ontology annotation, cellular component: nucleus. Gene Ontology annotation, biological process: regulation of transcription by RNA polymerase II. Gene Ontology annotation, molecular function: double-stranded DNA binding; transcription coregulator activity. The record is from RefSeq and is a predicted model, not a curated record.
AUGUCGGGGUACAUCACGUGCAAGUACAAUAAUGGGGACCUGGUGUUUGCCAAGUUGAAGGGCUAUGCGCACUGGCCGGCGAGGAUAGAGCAGAUGGCCCAGCCCAACAGGUACCAGGUGUUUUUCUUUGGGACCCACGAGACGGCCUUCCUAGGCCCCAAAUACCUCUUUCCGUACAAGGAGUCCAAGGAGAAGUUCGGCAAGCCCAAUAAGAGGAGGGGCUUCACCGAGGGGCUCUGGGAGAUCGAGAACAACCCGACCAUCAAGGCUUCUGACUGCCGGGUCCUGGAGAAGAACCGCACCCAGGGGCCCAAGGUGGAGCCAGAGCCUAAGGCCCAGGAGGGCCAUGCGGAACAGCCCAGCCAUGCGGAAGGCAGCCGGGAAGAGGUCCCACCGGUGGAGGACAAGCCCUCCCAGGUGAUGGAGAAGAAGGAGGAAGGGAAGGGGCUGCUGAAGAGGAAGGCAGACAUCCUGUCGGAGGGCUGCCCCAAACGCCCCAAGGAGGCCGCCUCCCAUGGUGACGGUGAGGAGGAAGAGGGGGAGACGCAGGCAGCAGGCAGCAGCGAGUACAUAGAACAGCUCCUCGUGGAGGUAGAAGGUGGUGGUGCCACAUCAGAACCUGACCUGGCUUGGGAGCCCGAGCUGGAGCAGCAGCAGCAGCAGCAGAAGGAAGAGGCUGGCGAGGAGAAGGCCACAGAGAAGGAGAUUCCUGAUGGUGAAGAUGGCAAUGAUGACCUGUAG